Molecule: messenger RNA, 1356 nt
Organism: Hibiscus syriacus
Lineage: Eukaryota; Viridiplantae; Streptophyta; Magnoliopsida; Malvales; Malvaceae
Product: amidase 1-like
Exons: 9
Coding region: 43-1335 (430 amino acids)
Source: RefSeq, a predicted model, not a curated record
GAUAAAUGAAGUUAAUACUCAACACAAGACUCAACACGAAACAUGGCGAAAAGCUCGAAGUUCGGAGCUUUCAUGGAGAACUUUACUCUCCAACCAAGCUCUUCACAGCACCAGCUCCCCUUGAGUGGCCUUACCUUUGCUGUUAAAGACAUAUUUGACAUAGAGGGAUACAUCACUGGCUUCGGAAACCCUGACUGGGCUGGGACACAUUCCGCCGCUACAGCGACAGCGCCCGUAGUGACGGACCUCCUAAUGGCAGGUGCAACUUGUCUUGGAAAAACCAUCAUGGAUGAAAUGGCUUACUGUAUGUAUGGAGUAAAUAAACAUUACGGCACUCCGACGAAUCCUUGUGCACCAGGCAGGGUGCCCGGAGGAUCUUCGAGCGGCUCUGCAGUUUCUGUAGCUGCGAUGCUAGUGGAUUUCUCCCUUGGAACCGACACUGGAGCAAGUGUAAGAGUCCCUGCAUCGUACUGUGGAAUUCUCGGAUUUCGGCCUUCUCUCGGCGCCGUCUCUACUGUAGGAGUUGUUCCUAUGUCACAGAGUUUUGAUACUGUGGGUUGGUUUGCUCGGGAUCCUAUGAUUUUAAACCGCGUUGGACGUGUUCUUCUGCAUUUACCUGAUGUCGAUCCUAUCGAACCGAGUCAGAUUAUUAUUGCAGAUGAUUGUUUUCGCUCGUCUAAUGUUCCGAGCGAUCGAACAGCUCAAGUUCUAGUAAAGUCAACUGAAAAGCUCUUUGGAGCUCAAUGUGUUAAGCAUAUUAUUCUUGGAGACUAUGUGAAGGACAAAGUGCCAAGCUUGCAGCAUUUCAUUGAUAAGGGAAAUGAAGACCAAGAACUUAAUAUACCAUCAUUGGCAGCCCUUUCAAAUGCAGUGAGAUUACUUCAGAGGUAUGAAUUUAAGAAUAACCAUGGUGAAUGGGUCACCAAAGUGAAUCCGGAUUUCGGUCCAGGAAUAUAUGAACGCAUAUGGGAUGCGAUUAAUGUAACCGGAGAAAAUAUCGACUUCAUCCACUCUGUGCGAACAGAAUUACGUGCUGCACUCACCACACUGCUUGGGGAUCAUGGAAUCCUUGCACUCCCAACAACACCAGAGGAACCGCCAAAAGUGCAAGAAAAUCCAGCUGCAUCGGAUAUGUUCUUUUCUAGGCCUUUCGGCUUAUUGUCGGUUGCCGGAGCAUCUGGUUUCUGUCAGGUUAGUUUACCUCUAGGGAUGUAUGAUGAUGUUCCUGUGGCAAUUUCCCUAGUGGCAAAACAUGGUUCAGAUGUAUUCCUGCUGAAUCUUGUUGAGACUUUAUAUGAUACCCUCCAAGAAGAAACUAGACAGCUCAAAGAAUAAAUUAUAUCUUCGGUAAGUUAU